Molecule: messenger RNA, 1361 nt
Organism: Poecilia reticulata (guppy)
Lineage: Eukaryota; Metazoa; Chordata; Actinopteri; Cyprinodontiformes; Poeciliidae
Source: RefSeq, a predicted model, not a curated record
UUUUGGAGCAACAUGGCAACCAGGUGGGGAAUCUGCGGCGCGGGGAAGAUCAGUCAUGACUUUACUGUGGCUCUGAAAACUCUUCCUGCUGAAGACCAUCAGGUUGUGGCUGUUGCGGCUCGUAAAUUGGAGGACGCUCAGGAAUUUUCCAGAAAACACAACAUCUCUAAGGCUUACGGCAGCUAUGAGGAGCUGGCCAGAGAUCCAGAUGUAGAUGUGGUGUAUAUUGGGAACAUCCACCCACACCAUCUGAAGGCCUGUCUGCUCUUCAURAAUGCYAAAAAGAAUGUUCUGUGUGAGAAGCCGCUGGCCAUGAACACCAAGGAGGUGAAAGAGAUUCUGGACUCUGCCAAAAGGAACCAAGUCUUCCUCAUGGAGGCCGUGUGGACCCGUUUCUUCCCAGUUUCUGCAGAAGUUAGAAAGCUGCUGGCUCAGGGGGAGAUAGGAGAGGUGAAGAUGAUCCGGUCAGAGUUUGGCAUUCCCUUGUUGCACAAGCCAAGAUUAGUAGAGAAGGAGUUGGGUGGAGGAGCUCUGUUGAGUCUUGGCAUGUACUGCUUGCAGUUUGUGUGUAUGGUGUACAAUGGAGAGAGGCCAGAGAGCAUCCAGGCUACCGGGGUCUGCCUGGACACAGGGGUUGAUGAGACUGUAAUUGUCACUCUGAAGUUCUCUGAGAAGAGAAUGGCAGUGUUUACUUACUCUUCGAGCAUGAAGCUUCCCAAUGACGCCAUUAUUGUUGGAACCAAGGGCACAAUUCAGAUCCCUUCCUGGAUGUGGUGCCCCACAUCUUUAAUUGUGAAUGGAAAGGAGACCCAGUACCCCUUGCCAGAACCCUGUUUGCCUCUGAACUUCCACAAUGGCACAGGAAUGCGUUAUGAAGCAGARGAGGUCCGACAGUGUUUGCUCAAAGGGCUGAAGGAGAGUCCAGUCAUGCCUCAUGCUGACUCUCUGCUGCUGGCUGAAAUGGGGGAUGAGAUCCGCCGGCAGGUGGGAGUGGUGUACAGCCAGGACUCCCAGUAAAAGUUCGACUUUUUCAUGCUGUGAUUAAAUACAACCAGUUUACAAUGACUUACUGUUUAUUUCAAGAAUAGUUCAUUUCAUGUGAUUURAGAAGUGUUUAUAUUUUUGUAGAAAAAUAACACUACUUGACCUCCAACUUUGAUUAACUUUUGAAAUAUAAACCACUCAAGAUGACCUCUCUCAAGCACAUGAGAGCAGUUAGGAAGCUGUUACCUUUUCAUAUUUACAUGUUACACACCAGCUUUGUAUACAGAUUUAUUAAUACUCACUGAACACUGUCAACAAAAAAAUGAAAUGUAAAAUCUUUGACAAUCUGUGAAAUAAAUGUUAUAGCAAAGUUCUAA